UGAUUCUCUUUCGCUAUGAUUUCAGUCUCAGUGGCUUGUUUCCUUAAUUUGAUUCUGAGUUCAUUCGUAAGGAAAGGAAUUAGAGAAGUCCUCCAAAGUUCGAAGGAAAUGAGGAAACUACUAGGAGGUAUAAAUUAUUACAUUGUAAAAGCAGAGCGACUUCAAUAAUUAUGAAGCACAACGAGAUGUACACCAACAAGUCUGGACGUAAAUGGUCAAUCAAAGGCAAAGCGCGAACUUAAUGAUGUACGAUUUAGUUUUCCUAAUUUUGUUUUUCAGGAUCACAUGUGGCCCAUAGGCGUGAACGGCAAGAGAGGAACUACAAGUUAUGACAAUGCUGAUUCAAAAUCAAACGUUGAGAACAACAAAUCGCAUUUCCUCGGAUUUGUGGUGGUAGUGCUUUCUUGUACAGUCCCUCACGUAGAAUAGGCUUCGUAUGAAAAUGAUUCAUAUGAUGGUUUUCAUAAUAUGAUGGGGGGAUGAGUAGUUUCUGCAGCCUGACAUUAUAGGAAAUUAUGAAUAUAUGUACCAGGGAGGGAGGCCCCCCCCCCUGUGGAUGGAUCGGGGGUGGACCACGCUGCCUUGUUGCAUGUACCCUACAGACCUGGCAAAGGGGGCAAAGGCGGGAACCCACCCCCUUGGCGUAGGGUUGGGCACAUGCAACACGCCAGAGGGGCCCAGCCUUGCCACCUUUGCCAGGUCUGUCGGGUACAUGCAGCGCGCCAAGGGGGUGGGUCCCGCCUUGCCUCCUCUGCCAGCUCCGUCGGGCACACGCAACACGACAAGAGGGCCCAGCCUUUGCCACCUUUGCCAGGUCUGUAGCGUACAUGCAAGAAGCGGGAAGGGGUCAGAAUUGGGCGCUUUGAGGCCUUCCCCACCGGCAGCCCCUCGAAAAGAGGGGCCGGGGCGAGGAGGCCCCCCCCUUCAAAAAGUUAGAUCGGGGGGGGGGGCCUCCGUAGGGUCGAGAAAGGGACCCUCUUGGCUUUACGGGAUUUCUCGGGCGGGAAGACCAGAAAUUGAAUUGAGGGAAGACCAGAAAUCUUGUGAAGUUGGGAGCUUUGUUGGGAGCUUUUGACGCGGCGGACAAUGGGCAGCAGCGUUCCCCUUGUAGGUGAGUGCCAGUCUUAACCCCCAGAGGGACGCGGAAAAUGUCCACAAGAUGGCGAGGGGGAAAAGCUCCUUCGGCAGAAGUUCACAGAGCUUGGCAGAAAAUGCGGCAGAAAGUCCAAGAGGAAGGGGCGGCAAAAGUGUUCUGGGUGGCAGAAAAUGCGGCAGAAAGUCCAAGCGGGGGGCAGAGAAUGUCCCCGAUUUUCAGAAAAUGCGGCAGGAAGUCCAAGGAAGAGGGGGGCGGAAAGUGUUCCCGGGUGGCAGAAAGUCAUGGAGGGGGGUGGAAAAUGUUCCCGGGCAAGCAGAAAACGCGGCAGAAAGUCACAGAGGAGGGCGGAAAAUGUUCCCGGGUGGCAGAAAGUCACAGACGGGGGCGGAGAGUGUUCCCGGGUGGCAGAAACUUAACCAGGGGAGUGGGAAACGUUCCCGGGUAGGCAGAAAAUGCGGCAGAAAGUCACAGAGGGGGGCGGAAUAUGUUCCCAGUUGACAGAAAAUGCGGCAGAAAGUCAACCAGGGGGGCGGAGAAUGUUCCGGAGGCGGCAAACCUGGCAGCAAAUCAACGAAGGGAGCAAACCGGGCAGAGAAUCAACCUAGGGGGCGGCCAAAUGUUCCCCAGGCGGCAAACCUGGCAGAAAUUUAACAAAGGGGCGCGGAAAAUGUUCCCGAGGAGGUGGCAAACCUGGCAGAAAAUCAACCUGGGGGGCGGAAAAUGUUCCCCAGGCAGCAAACCUGGCAGAAAAUCAACAAAGGGCGGCGGGAAAAUGUUCCCGAGGCGGCAAAACCUGGCAGAAAAUCACUCAGGGGGGUAGAAAGUGUUCCCGAGGCAGCAAACCUGGCAGAAAAUCAACAAAAGGGCGGUGGGAAAAUGUUCCCCAGGCGGCAAACCUGGAAGAAAGUCGACCAAGGGGGUGGAAAAUGUUCCCCAGGCAGCAAGCCUGGCAGAAAGUCAACCAGGGGGGCGGAAAAUGUUCCCGAAGCAGCAACCUGGCAGAAAAUCAACCAAGGGGGGCGGAAAGUGUUCCCGAGGCGGCAACGUGGCUGAAAAUCAACCCGGGGGAAACUGAAGCAGAAAAGGGACGGGGGUGGAAACUUUCCCCGGGGCAGAAAUUAGAGCAGAAAAGGGACGGGGGUGGAAACUUUCCCCCGGGCAGAAAUUGAAGCACAAAAGGGACGGGGGUGGAAACUUUCCCCCCGGGCAGAAAUUGAAGCAGAAAAGGGACGGGGGUGGAAACUUUCCUUCCGGGCAGAAAUUGAAGCAGAAAAGGGACGCGACGGGGGUGCUCGGAAGAAGGUUGUUCGGAAGAAGUUGCUGCGACAAGAAAUUGUUGGUAGUGGGGGUUUUGUUUGUUUUGUUGUUUCCAAUCUCGUUCCCAAAUGCAAGUAAGUAGGCCAUUAAGCCGCCCUCAAAUCCGGUUUAGAAGGUUUCGAAUCUUGCGCCAAAAGUGGCUCGCUAUGAAAGGAGAAAGAGCGCUCAAUAGGUUUUCACUUCUUGCACGUUUUCAAAAUGUGCAAGGAGUGAAACGAAAAGAAGAAAAGAGGCAACAUUAAUUAUUUUCGGAACCUAGUGCGGAGCAACGUGAUCCGGCUUAGUUGUUUUGUUGGACUGUCGGGCUGAGAUUUCAAAUUGGUACCCAUUUGCAAUCCUAGGCUGAGAAUCGGAAAAAAUUCAUUCAAGAACUUGACCAAACACACCUAAGGAGCCAACUAAAUUAAGUCGGUUUUUGCUCUCCCUUCGAACCACUUGAGCCAGCCAUCUUCCACAGGAACCACAAGAACCACAGGAACCACAGGAACCACAGGAACCACAGGAACCACAGGAACCACAGGAGGCCCCAGCAGGAGCAGGACCCGCCUGGCGAUCGCUUGGCCCCCUUGGCCCCAGAUCAUAUCCGCCCGAGGAAUCCCGUAAAGCCCAGGGGGUCCCAUUCUCGAGCUUAAGGGGGGCCUCCCGCCCUGAGCCCUGGAACAUAUAUAAAGAAUAUACUUCCAGGGCAGUCGGACGAACUAGAGGCGCCUAGAAUAAACGGAUCCUAACAUAGACGUGGCCACUAUAGUUCUUUUUUAAAAAAAUUGGACUCCUUGCUUUUUUUGUACUUAUUUUUGUUUCCUAGUUAGACGUGCUCCACCGGUGUAAUAUAUUUAUAAAGAAAGGGAAUAUCUUGAAGAAAGAUUCACAUGUUCAUAGAACUUCUUCAUGCGCAAUAGAUAUGCUCAUGUUAGACGAGGAGUGUAUGUUUUCAGCUUAUCCUUGGACCGAGACUAGUAGGGAGAACAAAAACAUUUGGCCCUCAGGCUCUAUGAUUAUCUUCGAGUGUGUUCGGUUUUGUCC
This is a messenger RNA of Amoebophrya sp. A25, 3436 nucleotides long. Lineage: Eukaryota; Dinophyceae; Syndiniales; Amoebophryaceae. The record is from the annotation of a GenBank genome assembly.